GGCAAGACCCACGAAUUUUCCUGAGCUGUCGUCUUGCCAGAGGCACAAAGUCGAGGAGAGAGAGCUCGUGGAACCAGAUCUCUCUCUCUCUCUCUCUUCUCUCAUUUUGAUUUUUGAAUUUUCAGCAAUCGCAGAAGUCGUCGGCCGCGUUGCAUCGGACCACUUGCCCGAUUCUCUUUCGUCACCAUCCAGCAACAACCCUUGUUUCAAAUUUCUUAAUUUCCGCCGGAUUUAUAAUCGCAGAUUGAUUCUGAUCGGAGACAUCCCCGAGAGAUAGGGUUAUCAAAAGGAGAGACCUUUUUGUUGUGACCGAGAUUGACUUCAAUUGUCUUCCGAUUCGAUAGAUUUUAGGGAUAAUGGAGUCGGACAAUGGGAAGGGGUUGAUACUAGCUGUAGCGUCAAGUGUUUUCAUUGGUUCCAGCUUCAUUCUUAAGAAGAAAGGUCUCAAACGAGCUGGUGCUAUUGGUACCCGUGCAGGAUAUGGAGGUUAUACUUACUUAUUAGAGCCGCUUUGGUGGGCAGGGAUGGUUACCAUGAUUGUUGGAGAAGCUGCAAACUUUGUGGCUUACAUUUAUGCUCCCGCUGUACUCGUUACUCCUCUCGGUGCACUAAGUAUAAUUAUCAGUGCUGUUUUGGCACAUUUUCUAUUGAAGGAAAAACUUAAGAAAAUGGGGGUUCUCGGAUGUGUGUCUUGCAUCGUUGGGUCUGUUGUUAUUGUCAUACACGCUCCUAAGGAGCAGACUCCUAAUUCCGUUGAAGAAAUAUGGAAUCUGGCUACUCAGCCAGCUUUUCUAAUCUACGUAGCCAUAACCAUGUCGAUUGUCCUUGCUUUAAUUCUGCACUUUGAACCCCUGUGCGGCCAAACAAACAUUCUGGUUUAUAUCGGAAUCUGUUCGUUAAUGGGUGCUCUCACUGUUAUGAGCAUAAAGGCUAUUGGAAUUGCGAUAAAAUUAACAAUGGAGGGAGUAAGCCAGAUCGGGUAUCCACAGACAUGGCUUUUUGUCAUGGUUGCGGUAACCUGUGUCGUUACACAAUUGAUUUACCUAAACAAGGCUUUGGACACAUUCAACGCAGCCAUUGUUUCUCCAGUAUACUAUGUAAUGUUCACAACCCUCACAAUAGUUGCUAGUGCAAUAAUGUUCAAGGACUGGUCUGGGCAAGACGCAGCCAGCGUAGCCUCUGAGUUAUGUGGAUUCAUCACUGUGCUCACAGGCACAAUGAUACUCCAUGGCACAAGAGAAGAGGAACAACAACAAGCUUCUUCAGAACAAGUAAGAUGGUACGACUCGAGAAAGAGCAUGAACGAAGAACAUCUGAUAAGUCUGUACAGUCCUGAAUACUAGGAAGAACAUCUCUCUAGACUCCUAAUAGAUUGAAUGAAUAUUUGCCAAGAACAAGCCUCAGGGAUCUUAAAACUGGAUCAAUCAACAAAUCUGAGGGGGAUGAUAUCGGUCGAGUUCGUUUUUGUAUUGUUUGUGGUCUCUGUACAGACAAAAAAGCUUGUCUAGUUAAAAAACUUGACAUUCUUUAGUUUUGAUCUGUGUCUCUUCUUAGUACAGUUACAGGUGGUCUUCUUAUCUGGACUUUUGUCCAAAUUUACUGUUAUAUAUUUAUAUAUGUAUCUUCAUUCUUCUAGGAUGAAAUAUUCCUUAAUUGUAUCUCAAUUGAAUGAAAAAAAUAAGUUAAAAGUUUGAUUAGAA
Arabidopsis lyrata subsp. lyrata is the source of this 1700-nucleotide messenger RNA. RefSeq names its product probable magnesium transporter NIPA6. NCBI's taxonomy places the organism in Eukaryota, Viridiplantae, Streptophyta, Magnoliopsida, Brassicales, Brassicaceae. The transcript is spliced from 9 exons. The record is from RefSeq and is a predicted model, not a curated record. Bases 357 to 1343 code for a protein of 328 amino acids. Gene Ontology annotation, cellular component: membrane. Gene Ontology annotation, biological process: magnesium ion transport. Gene Ontology annotation, molecular function: magnesium ion transmembrane transporter activity.